Molecule: messenger RNA, 1760 nt
Organism: Saccostrea cuccullata (small rock oyster)
Lineage: Eukaryota; Metazoa; Mollusca; Bivalvia; Ostreida; Ostreidae
Product: dynein axonemal assembly factor 3-like
Exons: 16
Coding region: 148-1596 (482 amino acids)
Biological process (GO): axonemal dynein complex assembly; motile cilium assembly
Source: RefSeq, a predicted model, not a curated record
GUACACAUUACCAAAUUUCUAAAUUUUCCGCGGAACUGCUUUGUUUACACAUGUCUACCUGGGACGCAACACGCAUCCGACUUCUGGAAAAGUGAGACAGAUAUUCUUGCCUAGGCAGUAACAGACUGAAGACAACAGACAGAAGAGAUGGCUAACGGAUUUGGGACGAUAACUUGGUGGGGAUUCAGUCCAGCUUUGGACCUUCAGGACAAAGAUUUAUUAACUGCAGUAAACAGGAUGAAAAUAAGCGAGAAGGAAAAUGAUGAGCUGAAGAUUUUGCUGGUGGGGUCUGGAGAUUUGAGACAUGUUUUGAUGACUAUAGCUAGAUCCUACCGCCACCAGCCCAGAAAGCUCCACUUUUACAUUCUGGAGAAUGCGUUGGAGUUGUAUGCUAGAGACCUGUUAUUUCUGGCGCUGAGUUUGGAGACACCAAAGCGGAUGGGAUUACAAGAGAAAACAGAAAUGUUCCUUGAACUCUUUGGCAAUCUUCUGGUCCGGAAACAGGCUUGUGAAUAUGUGGAGAAAAUGGCAAACGAGUUCAUCAAGAUGGUGACAGAUUCAGACUAUCUCGCUCAGAAGCUACCAAUGUUAGAUCUCUCUCAGUUAAAGUUUAAAGAGAGAGAUUUUCUUGAGGGGAUUUUCAAGUUCUGGAGAAAUCCAUCAUCAGAAGUAUUUGAUGCUGAAAAACAUUGGGAUAUGAGACAGAGACAAUACCUAGGACCCAGAUAUGACUGUAGAUUGAAUGCUUAUGAUUGGGAUUAUCACAUGAAACUGGUCAACAAAGAGGCAGACAUCAUACACAAACAUGAAUACAAACGAUGGAGGAGCACUGGGAUAGCUUUUGAACCAAGGGAGGCAACUUAUGACAUUCCCAACAAAACACUGGCUUCAGGAGUCGUUGUAAAUCAGGGAGGGGAGAAGGUGAUGCGGCGGGGAUACUGGGGGGACGUCCUGGUCGGACCGUACCUGGCCUUUGGGAUUCAAUCAGAGGAGAAGUCUUUUUUCAAGAAAUCAAACAACCAGUACACCAAGAUUUCUCUGCAAGUGGCUGAGUUCAACAUUUUAUCACUGUUCCAUGAGAUAGCUCAUAAAGAGAAGUACAGUCCACCUAAAAUAGAGGAGAAAUCUGACGAUACGAAAGAUAGUAAAGGGGGAGUCACAAUUACAGAAAUAACUGAAGAAGAAAAAAAUUCAGGAGAGACUGAUGUUAAGGAGUCAGGAGAAUCUCCUAGUAAUCCUCUAGGCCAGGCCUAUGAGUGUUUGCCCCUGGAGGAUGUGAAGAUAACAUUCCUGCCACUAAAUUCUCUUCCAGAUCUCUCUAAGAAAUCCAAAUAUAAGAACUGCUUCCACACUGUAUACUUUGCUAACAGUUUGGUUCAUCUUUUAACUCCUGAGGUGGCGCCUAUCUUCAGAGAUUCAGCGACUGUGAUGAUAGAGACAGCAAGGUAUAUGCUGGAACUAAAAGAUGAACAAGAACUAGAAUUUGCCAACAAAGUAGUGGGAUUAGCUAAAGCAGCUGGUUGUCAGGAUCCAGGAGAUUUUGAUGCUAAAUCAUCAAAUGUCAUAACCUUCAAAUAUGAGCGCCCCUCCUCCUGAUAUUUAUUGGAUCUGAGUUUCAUCAUCAUUAUCAUUUUGAGAGACAUUUAUUGAACUAUUUAUUGACACUCAGUGACAUCAGUUCCUUUUAAUAUGGUUUUGUUCAUCCUUAUAAGCCAUGUUUAAUUUAAAAUAUUCAUUAUCAAAGAUUAAAAUAUUUUAUU